ACUAGUCCUGCGUAAGAAAGGUGUAUAUGUGCCUUUGUGUGUCCGUGUCUGUCUCGCGUUUCUAGAAGGAGCUUCCGAAAAGUCGAUAAUGUGAUAGCCGCCGACGUCUGUCUCCGUCUGCUGCCGUUGGUGGUGUUAGUAGUGGGGUAUGAUGUUGUCCAUCGCCUCGAUCGUCUCUCUCGCUCGUUGCUAGCACGCCACACCCUUCUGCUUUCCUUUAUGCUCUCGGUUUUCGUCCUUGCAAAAACCCCAUCUCGCUGCAGCAUCCCCCCGUCAUCAUCAUCAUCAUUGUCGUAGUAUGUGUGUGUGUGUGCGUUGAUUCCCCGAGCGUACUGACCUAUGCUCCGUAUGUCAAGUUUUGUUUAGAGAGGGAGAGAAACGUUUCAUCUCUGUUUCGCAACAUACGAUCUGUGGUCGUCGCCGCCACCACCGCAGCAUAUGUGGCCCGUAGUGAAGCAUAUCCAAAGCAUGCUUGGAUAAUCGUCUUGCCCAUCCAGUCGGUGUGGUGAAUUUAGCGAGGACAACGUAGGCAGAGCUCCAGCUAAUGCGCACCACCGAGAACUACCAUUAGUUACGGUAACCUGAGACCGCUAGCGCUAGGCGCUAGAUUGUAAAAGCACAAUUCGUCUGCUCCACACGUCUGCGAAACAUCAAGAAGAAAGAGAGAAGCGAAUGAAAAGCAACGAAAGAAACAACGCACCCAUGAAAGAUUAACCAACAGUCCGUGCGCAAGGGGCAAACUUAACUACGAGCGUGUUGCAGCAAGCGCAAGUGCACGACACAAUCGGACAGAACGAAUCUUACGUUCAUCUCUCUUGUCCCAUCACAAUUACAACUCAGGUCGUCUCAGGUGGUAAGCAACCGCAAACACACACACACACACACACACACACACACACACACACUCACACACCAUGAAUCGUGAUUGCGUCGUGCUUGGUGGCGGCCUGGCCAAGCUGAGGGGGCAGCCGUGGAAAUCGUUCAUAGAGAAGAUAGCGAACGGGUCGGCCGCAUUCAUUGUGGACAACGAUGAGGAAAGCGUACCGGGGCAGCAGAACCACGGGAAGGCGCACGCAGCCCCGGCGGGACAGAACAGCUUCCCGGCACAGACAAAGCAUGGCAGCGCGGGCAGCAGCAGUACCGCCCGCACCGUGCAAACGGACCGGCAGUGGGGCAGCGUGAUGCGGCUCGACAAAGCGGACAUGGGCCUGUACGGCAUCUGCCCCGAGACGGACCCGUUCUACGCAGUGAUCUGUGAUAUCUGUGGCAGCGUGGUGAAACCGCAGGGACUGCAAAAGCACAUGACCAACAGGCACCACUCGCUGAUCAACCACACGGCCAAGCUGAAUGCGAACGGAAACAGCAGCGCUAGCACAACCGCGGCCACUGCCGCUGGUGGCAAGGGUAACAACAGCAGCAGCAGCAGUGCGCUGGCGGAACAGCACCUGGGCAGCUACGCCGCGAGCGACAAGACUGAGGGCGGUAUGCUGCGGACCGGCGAACUAACGUCGGGCGGCCGCACCGACGGCAAAACGGUUUCCAGUUCCUACGACGAGCCGGCGCUCGAGCCGGCCGGCCACAACAGUGUGCCACCGCUGAAGGUGCGGUCGUCGGGCAGCGGCAAGGUGAAGAGUAAAAGCGCCAAAAACGCGUCCGGCGCGGGCUCGUCGUCCUCGUCGUCCACCUCCUCCAAAUCUGCCGCCAGCUAUGCCGGUAGUGGCAACAGCAACAGCAACAACAACAGCUCCCUUGCGUCCUCCUUUUCGAAAACGUCCAUCUCGGCGGCGCCGCACGGGACGGGCGAGAGUGCGGCCGAGCUUGGGCGCGAAUUUACCGCCGGCGGUGCGAUCGGCAGCAGCGGCGUGCCGCUAGUGCUGAUGAGCAACUGUUCCGGCGUGCUGGAAAAGAAGGCCACGUUUGCGAUCGCGGCCGGCAGUGAGGCUACUUCCGCCGCCGCAGCCGCCGCACCGAAAUCAUCCUCCAAGCGUGGCUCGAAGCAGGCUUCCUCCUCCUCCUCCAGUUCCUCGCCAUCCUCUUCGUCGUCCUCUUCAUCCUCGUCCUCCUCAUCCUCCUCCUCGUCGUCGAGCAGCAGCACCAGCAGCAACAGUAGCACCAGCAGCAGCAGCAGCAGUUCCGCCCCAGCACAACAGCCAAAGACGUCGUCCUCGUCGUCGGAUCGGAAGGCGGCGGACAGUGCCCGAUCGCGGGACUUUGACCCGGACCGGCACUGUGGCGUAGUUACGCCGGACGGCAAACGGCACUGCACGCGUCCCCUCACCUGCAAAUCACACUCGCUAUCGCAGCGUCGCGCCGUCCCGGGUCGGAGCAAAACGCUGGACAAACUGCUGGCGGAAAUGCGCGGCCACGGUAUGGCGGGUGGGGCGACCGCCGCGAAGGACGAUGCCGGCGGGUUCAUGGAGGUGGUGGAAUCGAACAGCAGUUCGUCAACGGGUUUCGAGGACAGGCGGAGCAGUGCGGCCGGUGAAACCACUGCCCGAUCCGCCUCCCUGCCGACUGGAACGCCAGCGGACGGUGGUAAAAGCUCACACCACUCUUCGCACGGUUCGUCGUCCGGCAGUCAAAAGUUACCGGCGGGUGAGGGCAGAACCGAACGGUCGAAGCAUAAAACGUCCUCCCGGUCACACAGCUCGACGGGUGGAUCGUCGAGCCAGUCGUCAAAGUCAUCCAACGUGCACCAUCGGUCCAGUUCGCUGAAGUCGAGCCAGUCGAGGGACGGCCCUGCCCAACAGGCCCAAGCAAACGCCACCGCCCUGCCUGCCACAAUCCCCCAGCAGCAGCUCGGGGGGCUAUCCCAGCAGCAGCAGCAAAUGGUCAUGCCGAACACUGGUUCCGAACUGCUUGCGUCACAGUUUCCCAGCGACGAUCCGGUUGCCACGGGUGCGGUCCUACCCGAACACACCUCGAUUGUAAUGGAUCCGAGUACGAAUCUCCUGAAGCUGUCCGUCGCUCCCGAUGGGAGCGAUGGCAGCUCGCAACAGUACGGCGCGACCAGUCUGAUGCAGGCCGACGGGUUAACGGUCACCCUUCCAUUAUCUGUGAUAUCCUCAAUGAAUCUGGGCGGUACGAAUUUGCUCAACAUGGCGCACGGUGCAUCGGCGGCAGCAGGGACCGGCGAUGGACAGCUCGUUUCCGGUGCAGUAGUCAGCACAGGAACCGGGCCGAACGCAAUGCUGCCGCCCGGUGUGGUUGAUUGCGGUGCCGGGGGUGAACAAACCGCGUUCAUUCCUGCCGAGCUGAUAGACCAGAUUCCGCUCGUUGCAGCGAACGGGACCGAACUGCAUGAUCCGAACGCGGCCUACCGGUUAGCCACGGCGGCAGGAGCCGCCACAGGGUCCGCGAAUGGGCUGGGCGAUCUCACGCUACCAUCGUACAGCGAUCAGAUCAACUACACGCUGCAAACGAUCGCACAAAAUCUGGCCCAAUCGGCCGACGCGGUACAGCAGCAGCAGCAGCAGCAACAGCAGCGUCAGUCGUCCCAGGUCGAUUUGGUCGACAGUAUCGAUGAUAUCGUGCCGACGAUAAACCUGCUCCCGACCGCAACCAACCCGCUGGUGCUGCCGCAGCUGCAGGGCGAUCUGGCGGACUCGAUCAUCCUGACGCCGAAUCAGCUCACCAGCCUGUCGCUCGUCGAGCAGCACUUUAUCGACAAUCUGUCCGGGCUGAAGACGGAGCUCGACCCACUGACCGUGAACAGCCCGGUCGAUCUGUCCAAGCUGAUGCUGCUCAAGAAGGUGGACGAGGAGUUUCUCAAAGAGCGGCAGCUGCAGCAGCAACAGCAGCAGCAACAGAGCUUCCCGAUCGAGCAGCUGGACGAGGGUGGGCGGGGCGUUAAGAUGUGGUACAGCUCGCUGCCCAAGCCGCUGCACGUGAACAACUUCCAGCUACGCCGGCUCGCCGGCGGGUACGCCAUGAACCGGAAGCUGCUGAACGUGCGCCGGAAUCUGCUGCAGGAGACGGCGCUGGACGGGAAACGGUUAACGUCGCCGAGCGGUACGACCGGCACGCCCCACUCGCCGCUCGGGUCGGGCAGUGCAAGGACCGGGAUUGGUGGCCGCACCGGGAGCGACAUACUGCUCGCUUCGCUAGCAUCCCCAACCGGUGCCGGCAGCAAGGCGAAAGGGAUCGAUCCGACCGGCAGCAUGAACGGUGGUGGCUUGGGAAGCCCGGGCAGUUUUGGUGGUGGUGUGGGAGGAGGAAUCACGGGCGGUGGGCUGAAUCGAAGCUCGCUGCUUCGCGGUCAACGGCGGCUCAUUCUCACGCCGCCCCAGGGACAGACGGAGAAACCGUCCUGCCUGCAGAGCAAUGCGUACUUCAAGAGUCUUAUCUCGUCGAUGCAACAAACCAAGGAGCAGCAACAGCAACAGCAGCAGCACGGCAACAGUGUUGCGGCAAAGACCGAGGGUGGUAGUGUUGCUGGGUCGGGCAGCGUGCCACCCGAGCGUACGAUGCAUCCGCUGAAGAGGAGUGCUUUGUCGCUGACAACGCUAUCGAACAAGCGCAUGAAGAUCAUCAACAACCUGCACAACUCGCCGGUGCCGCCGCCGGUACUACUGCAAGGCAGCAGUAGCGCAAACAGCGGAAAGGUAAAGUCGAAAGUAUUAUAAUUGCUGCUCAUGCUGAUCAUCAUCCGCCGGAUGAUGGUGCCUGUCGACGUCGCCGUCGCCGCCGCUGCCGCCGCUGCUGGUGAUCCUAAGAAGGGGAAGAAAGGGCGCAAACCGCUGGUCCGCCGCCGCUAGGGCCGGUCGGUGUGUUGUAGGUUAGAAACCAAAAGUUUGCACGCAAAGAAGAAUCCGACUGGCGUACUAUCCGACUAUACAGGCCUCUCUGCAAAUGGCAAAUGGUAAGCCGGAGCCGGAGAAGAGAGGCAUAAAAGACAUUAGUGCCGCGGUACUGUUUAAAUUAACACCUUUUUUAACCAAACGCUUUUUCCCAUAAACAAAAACCGUACCUAGGGGACAACCUUUUCUAACCAGGUCUAAUUCAAACCUGGUGUUGCAUUAUCGAACAAGUAAUACAUAGCUAUACGAAACAAAAUAUGGAUGGGGAAAAACACAGGAUCACCAGGAAGACCCCGUAUCUACCCUUUUCAUCGGUACCGAUGGAAGUUCUAAACGCUUUUCCACACUUUUCAUCGUAUGUGCGUACGUAUUGAUGUAUGUGUGUGUGUGUGUGUGUGUGUGUUUUUUUUUUGGUAAGAAAUAUGUAAACCAACAUCCCACGGCUAUUCUUCGCCCUUUCGUGUGUCCCAGCGCGAGUGUGUGUGUUUGUGUGUGCGUGUUUGUAUGCAUGUAAAUUGUUGCCGAACGCUGCAGGGCAAAAGCAAGCAGCAAAGCUAAACAUAAUUUAGGCUACUAUGAUUUAUCAGAAAGCGUAAGCAUGUGCGUGUAUGCGUGUGUGUAUGUGUGUAAGGGUCCUACGGCAGAGUGCGGCUCGUCGGAUAGGCGCUUUCUUCUAAGCGAAGGAAUCCGUUUCAAAGGGAGUGUGAUAGCUAGUUUUUUUUAGGUUCCGGUAGUUUCAACUUUAACGUAUUUUUAGGGCUAUUAAUGCAAGACUACAUACCUACUUUAAGUAACAAUGAAACAAACAAUAGUUAUCGAAAGAAAGAAAAAAAAAGAAACACAGAAUCUAGACUACACAGAGAAUAACAUAGACUGCAAACAUUGUUCUUUUGACAUUGGUUGAGAAACAAAUGCAACUAGUAGUAUAAAGCAUUACAAACAUUACAAUAGUUCGGAUCCAACAGGUUACAGGUGUUGCGUCUAGAGUCCACGGCUGAUGGCAAAUAAAGUUAGUAAAAUAGCAGAUGCGCUUACAAAAUAAUAAAAAAAGAUAAACCAAGCUAGAAUAAAGCCGGGCACAAAACGGAAAUCCACUGAAGGUAGUACACCAGGCUGGCUGUCCGUUGAAAAGAUUUGUAAAGUGGGAUUAACCCGUACAUCAAAAGACUUCAACGAUAGUGAAGAGAUGAAACCGAAUGGAAGAGGAAGUAAAGACUUGAGCGCUUGCAGUUUAAAAUCCUAUCGGAAGAACAAGAACCAACCGUUGUCAGUGAUGGCGCCCCAUAACAAAAGAUAAAUGAUUGCAUUGAGCAAGUUUCGUACAUCUCUACUACCGACGACCGUUGGCGGGUGAGAUGUUGGUUACUCUCAUUGCCAGAGUAACUCUGCCCGUGUGUAUGCAUGACUGAAUUUAUCUAGCUACGAGUAAAUACACUUACAAUUGUCUCAAAUUGUCAGUUUCCCGGUCCAAAACCGCUCCGCGCCGGUUGGUAUGGUGCAGGUGCAAGACCACUUCCCAUCGUUCGUUGACACAAGUUUUCGCUUCAAGGUGUGUUCUCAAUAUCUCAACUUUAAAAUGCUAUUAAUAAACGGUGGUUCAAUCAGUAUCCUUA
This is a messenger RNA of Anopheles coluzzii, 6412 nucleotides long. RefSeq names its product serine-rich adhesin for platelets-like. The transcript is spliced from 3 exons. The coding region runs from base 915 to 4625 and encodes 1236 amino acids. The record is from RefSeq and is a predicted model, not a curated record. Lineage: Eukaryota; Metazoa; Arthropoda; Insecta; Diptera; Culicidae.